This is a messenger RNA of Meyerozyma guilliermondii ATCC 6260, 762 nucleotides long. Its product is annotated as S-adenosylmethionine-dependent methyltransferase. Gene Ontology annotation, molecular function: protein-lysine N-methyltransferase activity. Gene Ontology annotation, biological process: peptidyl-lysine dimethylation. The transcript has a single exon. The record is from RefSeq and is a predicted model, not a curated record. Lineage: Eukaryota; Fungi; Ascomycota; Pichiomycetes; Serinales; Debaryomycetaceae. Bases 1 to 762 code for a protein of 253 amino acids.
AUGUCUGACGACGAAAUCGAUGUGAGUUUAUUCGAGGAGCCCGAGGGGUUUCUUCCACCACCUCCAGAGCCACAUUUCGCAACUUAUGGGCGCAAAAUACCUGGUGCUAAUCCCUCCACCAUCGAGAUGAGGUUGGUUGGAAAAUCGCCAUUGUGGGGCCACAUGCUCUGGAAUGCUGGAAUCUAUACCGCAGACUACCUCGAUAAGCAUAGCAGAGAACUCGUGCGUGGAAAAAGGGUUUUGGAGUUGGGUGCAGCCGCCGGAUUACCAAGUCUUGUAUGCGGGCUCAACGAAGCAGCAUACGUACUUUCCACCGAUUACCCCGAUCCGGAUUUGAUUGAUAAUAUCCAGUACAACGUGGACCACACUCCAGACGCCAAAAACAUAGAGGUCAAGGGAUACAUAUGGGGAAACGAUAUUGGAGCCAUGAUGUUUAAUGAAGAGAACAAGGCUGCGAAAGAGGAUGAAAAGUUUGAUUUAAUUAUUCUUUCGGACUUGAUCUUCAACCAUAACCAACACCACAACUUACUCAAGAGCUGUAAGCAGCUUUUAAAUGCAACAGGACUUAUAUUUGUUGUAUUUUCACCGCAUAGGGCUCAUUUAUUAAAUGAAGAUUUAAAGUUUUUUGAAACAUGCAAAGAGUAUGGAUUCAAAAGCAAACAAAACGACAUGCAAAUAUGGAAGCCGAUGUUUGAAGAGGACGAAGAAACAGCCGAGAUCCGGUCCCGAGUAUACUCGUACUUUUUAGAAUGGGAUCAAUAA